Schistosoma mattheei is the source of this 5438-nucleotide messenger RNA. The record is from the annotation of a GenBank genome assembly. Lineage: Eukaryota; Metazoa; Platyhelminthes; Trematoda; Strigeidida; Schistosomatidae.
GAAAGGUGAGCGCUACAUAAUGUGGUGGUUUUUUUGGGGUGUUUAAUUGGGUUGAUUGUGAUUGUUUUUGGGUCUAGAACCUGAUUAUACUGUAUCACCUAGUGCUCAUCAUGGUCUUCAAUGUGAUGGUAUUGGUGUGAUGAUACAGGCUUUCGUUGUGAAGUUUAAAGCAGUUACAACGUUCCCACCGGUUUAAUUUUUUGCUCAACGAUAUUUUGCUGCUCUUAAGUUUUCUUUACAAUAAAGCGAUGAACUUCCUAACUUACGUUGACGUGGUGUGAUGAAUUUUUCCUAUUUGAGCGCUCAAGUGUGCACAGAAGAUAUAUAUGUACCUUUCUAAAUGACUCGAGUCACUUUACCGAUAAUUUUUUGGAAAAAGUACUAGUAAAGUGUGCUUUAUUGGGAUGCAUUUCCGUUUUUCAAUUUUGGCACUCUAAAUUGGCUGUAGUUAAGAGGGAGUAAAACUCUGAUGGUCAAAUCGCAUAACAUAUGCGUCGUAAAUUUUACCGCUCUCAAUAUGUUGAUGAUCCUUUAAUUUGGAGAGAUCUACAAGCGACUAACCUCACAAAACAUUAGAUAUCCCGAAUAAUGCAUAAACGUAGGGGUCAAAAGAUUCCGUUCCUUUUUUAACACUAGUAUUAAAUACUAAUGUAUAAUAGGAAUAAAUCGAUUUCGUACUUUGGGGGAUCUUAGUACCACAAUCCAAUAUUGGUGUCUCUUCUCAUUGUCGUUCGCCGCUUGACGAGGCAUACUCUUAAUUUCUCUCUUGGUGUAUAAGUUUGGUUAAUGAUUUCGUUACUCCCUUUUGAACUUCAAGUAAGCUGGAUGAGUAACCUAAGCAUCCCUAUCUAAGUAGUUUAAAGGUAUGGAAUGCCUCUGUAACGUCAAAUCCUUUUGUCUUCUGGAUCUCAAUGUACUAUGAUUUGAGGUAAGCACAAUCUAAUUCUUCAGUUUAUUGCAUGUUCGGAGUUUAAGAAUAUUUGGAGUUUGUCUAGCGUUUUACUUGAAGCUCCCAAGUCAAUAAGCUCUUGCUAAUUCCUAGAUGCUUCGGCGUUUUGAACAUUUUCCUGGUCUACGUAACUAAUUCAUCAAUAUAUACUAUAUCGCUCUAAGCUAUCGGCAAGCGGUAGAUAAUAACUGUUGACAUAUCUCCAAAGCUAUUCCACUUUUGAAAGGCUAGUGCAUGAGUCAUUCAUUGGCGUAUCAUGCGAUACGAAGGUUGUCAAAAGUGCCAUUCUUAUCUUAUUAAUUUUAAAAACAGUCUGAAUCAGGUCAUUUCUCGGUAUCUAAAUACCUGUUUGAUGAAGCUUCAUUAUUCCUUUUGGUCAUUUACGUAGUAUCAGAAAAACCGUUCUGGACAAGUUUUAGUCAUAUACUUUCUGUCUUUCGUUUAUACCACAGCAUCUUACAAUUAAUUUUUAAAGGUGAUCUCUAUUUCGCAACACAACGAUGAAUGUCAGAUGACUAGUUGUCAAAAUUGAAUUCAACAGAUAGUUCCUCGUUUUAAUAGACUUCCUUGAGGUAAUCACGGAGCGAAAAAUGUUUUUUUUUCAUUUUUCGUGGUGUGACGAAAUGCUUGUUCUGUAUUUCAAUCAAGCAAUCUAGAUUGAUGAACUAGUCUUUAAGUAACGUCAUUCCUGCUUUUCAAGUUAUCAGCGUGCUAUAUUUUGUGUAUCUACACUGCCAGUGUGAUAAUCGAUAAAUGUACUUAGUGAAAUCACUAUAGGGGAAUCAUGUUUCGAAUUUUCAAAUCGUCAGUUAACAGUUAAACGCUUUAGCCACUACUCCAUCGUUUUCAAGCAGAACGGGCUCUGCUAGACUGGAUUUUAGUAGAUAGUCGCUUUUGCGCUGUUCGACUAAACGAAAUAGUAAGAACUCGAAAAAAUAGAGACACUCGGUUUCCAUUUUGUUGUCUCUGUUGACAUUUCCACUGUUUGUAAUUAAGUUAAAGAUGAAUUUUAUAAGAAGCUAUCCAACCUCCUUCGAAAAGCUCAAUGCGUUGAUGUGGUGGUAGUAGUAGUAGUAGCAGGUGAUUUUAAUGCCCAAGUAGGUAAACUAAACUAAACCGAAAUGCACUUAGGCGGAUCGUACGUUGUCGUUGCCCAGCGAAAAGACCAUGGCGACAGUCUGCUGAAACUAGGCUUAGAUAACCGUCUAUUUCUAGCAAACGCCAACUUUGAACACAAGGAGAAACAUCUGACGUGGUGACCACCAUCAACUGAUCAAUGGAUUCAAAUAGAUCCCAUUCCCAUUAGCCAUCGUUGGAGGGACUCGAAAGAAGGCUGCGCUCAUUCUGGAUCACAUGUUUGAACUCAGAUCAUGCUAUAGUUCAAACACGUAUUUGUCUUCGUCUUACUGGACGUAGAAAAGCCAAAGAAAGUAAAUCCCUUCGAAUCCAACCUAAUAAUGAAAAAAAAUUGGGGAUAUAUUUCAGGAACAACCAAAGAAGAAUUUAGUCAGCCGUUGCACAAGCGAGUGGCUAUCAGGACUGAAUGGCACACUGAUUUAGGUUUUUUAACUCUUAUUGAGAUUGCAAGGGCUAUAAGCGAUCUAAAGCGAGGGAGAGCAGCAGGGCCUGAUGAACUACUGCGACCUGGACUUAAUCCCAUCAGACUGGUCUCGAUCGCUGGUCAUCCCAUUUUAUAUGAAGGAACAAAAAUCCUUUUGUGACAAUCACGGAGGAGCUGGUUUAACUAAUAUAGUGUCUAUAAUAUUAGUCUCGAUAAUAUUUCAACGUCUAGCUAGAGCUUGUAAAGAGAGAACCCGAGAAAAUCAGGCUAGUUUCAGACCUGGACGUGGAUAUAUAGGCCGAAUAUCCACCUUUCUGCAGAUUCUGGAACAUAGACAUUCUUUUGGACGUCUAACUAUAGUUGUAUUGCUUGAUCUUGAGGCGGCGUUCAACUUUGUUGAUCGCCAGGUUUUGUGGCAGUGUCUAUUAUUGCAAGGUGCACGAAAGAAGUACAUUAACCUUGCACAUGUUUACUCGAACACUACUGGUCAAAACAGAGCUUAUAGCAAACAGUCGUAGUAAUUGGUUACUCCAGUUCUACUUUAUGGAUAUGAAAUAUGGCCAUUAAGAAUGAAGGAUGUCCGUAGGUUACUGGUAUUCGAUCAUAGAUAUUAACGAAUCACUGCUUAUGUAUUUUGGGACCACAGAGAAAGCGAUGCCUAUGUUAGGAAUACAGUAUUUGUUAGAGAUAAGAAAUUGAUUGAUGUGGUAGUAUGUCUCCAUCAUCUCAGGUGUUUAGAACAUGUUACGUAUGCACAACCACCGCCCACCUCUAUGGGUGAUGUUUCCUGGUGCAGGAGUAGGCUGGAAAUAAAGUAGGGGCUACGAAACCAAAACAUGUCAUUAGUCCGUUCAGUCACUGGCAAUUAGACUUAGCCACGUUAAUAGGCAUAGACUACUUAAUUGGGGUCCGGGUGAUUAUCAUAACCAGUUGUUAGGGUCUUUGAAUGACGGCUCAAAAUCGUUUACAAUAGCGCAGUUGCAUCCAUUCUCUGUCUUUACCGGGUUCCUAAGCUUCUAAAUCGCUCAUAACGUUUUCUUAAUUCCAUCAAAUUAUAUUUCCUUAAGUUGUAUCUUCUAUUUUUAAUCUUUCUUGUUACCACUAAUACUGUUACCACCCCUACUAUCCUGAGGUUUAGCUUGGCAACUUCAUCUCUUUGUUUUAAUGGGGUAUGACAAUUUGAACCCAUAUGCAUGCGAACAGGUCCCACAUUGUGGCUGGCUGAUUCUAGUAAAGGUAUCUGUAGGACUGGAUGGCCAGGGCUCGACUUACUGUGUCAGUUCAUUUCAAAGCCGCAUGAAAUUUUUGUUAGCGGGUGUCAAGCUACGUAAAGCUUAGGUUUAAGACAUCUUAGUAAUUCUUUUCAAAUUCCUAACAUUGAAAAAAUUACGUUCCUUUUAGUCGUUUUAUUCUCUCAUAAUUAUUUUAAUAGUAAUUUUAUGCAUAAAAUGAUUUGUAUGGAGCUCACAAAUGAAACACUAGGUGGCACUAAUUGUUUAGUUUAGACAAAAUUUCCUUCACUAUUCACAUCAACCAUACAUAAACUAGUGUGAUCUGGCUAAAAACUUUUCCAAUCAAAGGCUAUUUUCCCUAAAUUUCAUAUUGUUUAGCGGUAUAUUUACACUAAAUUAUUUUUACGUUAUUUAUCAAUUCUUUAGACCUAUGCGAAUGGGUUGAAUUUUUUGAGGCUGCUGGUGUUCCAGCCAAACUAAGGGAAACAUAUGCUGGAAUUUUUGUUGAACAUCGAAUUAACAAUUCAGUCCUUGCUGAUUUGGAUAAGGAACACUUAAAAGAUAUGGGAAUCACAGUUAUUGGAGAUAUUAUUUCCAUACUGAAGCAAUGCAAAAAAAUAAGACACGAGGCAAGUUGUCUAUUUUCCUCGAAGUUAUUUUGUUUAAGUUAUCAGUUGCACCAACUCCUGUUGUCACUUCAACAACGUCGAAAGAUUGCUCAUCUGAAGAUAAAAAAGCUGCGUCCAAAAAUUUAGAUGUCGGCGUUUUAGUCCAGUGCGUCGUCGAAUGAAUCCUGAGGUUGAAGGAAAAUAUAUUGUUAAAAUGCCCAAGGGGACGACUUUAAAGACGCAGAAAAUUCUUGCAUCCAUGAAGCAAAAGAACAGUGCAAAGUCUAGUCAAUCUGAAGUUGCCAAAGCCGCCAAAACUAAUGAACCUCCUGUAUCGUCUACCUUCGAAGACAGCGAUGUCGAUGAUUGUGAUAAUUAUCGUGUUAUCAUCUCUAAAUCAAAUGCACAUGGUUCCACAUCUAGUGAUUCAGUAUUCAGUCGUUUAGGUAAUACUGUAAAUAGAGAGGAUUCACCUACAAGUGUACUUAUAAAAAAAACGACAGAUCCAUCUGCUGCAAUGCAACGCUUUAUUCGUUGGAAUUUAAAUGACAGUAGUCUUGGAUCACCUUUUCGUCCUUCACCAUCUGUUGCAGAAACUAUUAUGAACUCACCAGAGGAUUCUUUGAAUUUUAAAGUUGUUAAACAAGUUAGCAGUCUUACAAAAAGCCUUGAUCAGUCUGUUAAAUUAAGAACACCCCUUAAACGACAUGCUUCUGAUACGGUAUUUAGUCGUUUAAGUGCUCCAUCAACUACUAUACAACCAAAUGAUCAACUCUCUUACCAAGGAAUUCUGAAGAAGUCACGAACGCAACCUCCUAAAUUUAACAAUGAAUCGAUGUCUCCAUGUUCUCUAAAUAGCUUUCUUUCUCCACACACCGAAGGUGUACUUAGCCACAGUCGUAUGCAAAAAGUUUCUGUAAAAAACCGCUUAGGCAACAGACAAGGAAAGUCUAACGCUCCAGUUCAUUCUAGACUUGGUCGAGCAUCUAAUCCAGUAUGAAUAAUCUGAUUUUCAUGACUUUUACCGAACUUAGUGUAUAUAUACAUAAAUAUAUUUCGCAUACCAUAAAAUAUAAUUUUAGGUAUCC